AUGGGUGACACCGCCAACGAAAUCAAGCUGCUUUCGGGCAACAGCCACCCCAUGCUUACGCGCCUCGGCAUCGAACCCGCAAAAACGCUGAGCUUGAACUACUCGAACCAGGAGACCAGUGUUACUAUUGGCGAGUCUGUCAGAGACGAGGAUGUCUUCAUUCUGCAGUCAACCGCUCCGGGCGACAUCAAUGACGGCCUGAUGGAGCUUCUCAUCAUGAUCCACGCUUGCCGCACGGCCUCCGCCCGUCGCAUCACGGCCGUCGUCCCCAACUUCCCUUAUGCCCGCCAGGACAAGAAGGACAAGAGCCGCGCUCCCAUCUCCGCCAAGCUAAUCGCCAACAUGCUCGAGACCGCCGGCUGCAGCCACGUCAUCACUAUGGACCUGCACGCCUCACAGAUUCAGGGAUUCUUCAGCGUCCCUGUCGACAACUUAUACGCCGAGCCCAGCGUCCUGCGCUUCAUCCGGGAAAACCCCAAGCUGCAGCGCGACGAGACCGUCAUUGUCAGCCCCGAUGCUGGCGGUGCGAAGCGCGCUACAUCUAUUGCCGACGGCUUGGAAAUGGCUUUUGCCUUGAUCCACAAGGAACGGCCGCGGCCCAACGUCGUUGGCCGCAUGGUCCUGGUUGGCGAUGUCCAGGACAAGAUUGCUAUUUUGGUCGACGAUGCCGCUGCCACACUGAAGGAGCACGGCGCACGCGAGGUGAUUGCCAUCGUGGUUGUUGUCACCAACACCGUUCCCCUGGGCGACAAGCAGGAACGCUGCCCGAAGAUCAAGGUCAUCGACGUGAGCAGCACCAUCGCUGAGUCCAUUCGCAGGACACAUAACGGCGAGAGCGUCAGUUAUCUCUUCAGAAAUGUGCCUGUGUAA
Messenger RNA from Sporothrix brasiliensis 5110, 870 nucleotides. RefSeq names its product ribose-phosphate pyrophosphokinase. Gene Ontology annotation, molecular function: ribose phosphate diphosphokinase activity; magnesium ion binding. Bases 1 to 870 code for a protein of 289 amino acids. The record is from RefSeq and is a predicted model, not a curated record. Gene Ontology annotation, cellular component: cytoplasm; ribose phosphate diphosphokinase complex. Gene Ontology annotation, biological process: 5-phosphoribose 1-diphosphate biosynthetic process; ribonucleoside monophosphate biosynthetic process; purine nucleotide biosynthetic process. The transcript is spliced from 8 exons. NCBI's taxonomy places the organism in Eukaryota, Fungi, Ascomycota, Sordariomycetes, Ophiostomatales, Ophiostomataceae.